Molecule: messenger RNA, 1262 nt
Organism: Cyclopterus lumpus (lumpfish)
Lineage: Eukaryota; Metazoa; Chordata; Actinopteri; Perciformes; Cyclopteridae
Gene: gins3
Product: GINS complex subunit 3
Exons: 3
Coding region: 125-760 (211 amino acids)
Biological process (GO): mitotic DNA replication initiation
Cellular component (GO): GINS complex
Source: RefSeq, a predicted model, not a curated record
CUGAUUGGCCAACAGGUCCCGGCGCCAAAAGAGGAAAGAGGAAGAGUUGUAAACACAGCAGAAAAGAUUAUUGCUCAAUAUUUAUAUUGGCAUAAAGCUACUUUCAACCUAUUGCGGGCACAACAUGGAUACACAGUCAUACCUACCGGUAGAACCCGGGGUGGGGAUGGAGGAGAAUUUCCUGUCUCUCGACGAUAUUUUGCUCUCUCACGAGAGACUUCCCAUCCGGACGGAGUGCCGUUUCCCCCGGCUGGGCUAUCUGGAGAGGUCGACUGACGCGCAGGACAUCCCGGAGGGCACAAAGAUGGAGCUCCCUCUGUGGCUGUCCAAGGGUCUGUACGAGAAGAAGAGGAGAGUGUUGUCAGUGGAGCUUCCCAAGGUGUACAGAGAGGGCUGGAGGACCGUGUUCAACGCCGACCCCAACGUGGUGGACCUGCACAAGAUGGGGCCCUACUACUACGGCCUGGGGUCCCAGAUGCUGCACUUUGACAGCCCAGAGAACCCAGAGAUCGCUCAGACGCUGCUGCAGACAUUCGUCGGCCGCUUCAGACGGAACAUGGACUCCUCCCAGAACGCCUACAACGAGGACACGUCUGCGCUAGUGGAGCGUCUGGACUGCCUGGAGAAGGCCCUGUUCGCGUCGGGGCAGAGCGGCCUCAAUGGCUUCCAGAGCUGGGAGAAGGGCCGGGCCUCACAGCUCACCGCUUCCAGCCUCGUCCUCAACUACCGCAAGAGGAAGAUGGCCGACGGGCCGCCCUGAGCCGGGCUCGGUUUAAUAGAGACCGACGCUUGGUCAAAACUUUAGAGCGCGACGGCAGUGCUGACUUUCACUGCCAUCCUCACUCAGCACCCUCUAACUCUGAGCCGGGCUCUCUGUGGUGGGACCACGUUUUAUUUCUUGUGUCACGUUCUACGACCUUCACAUAUCCUUGACUGGGUUCAUGAUCACCAUUGAAACCGUUGGAUAUUUAACUGUUGAUGCACAUUCAGUGCAUCUAUGAAUAGUUAGUGGCUGAAGUUUAGAUUGUUCAAACAUAUAUCUUGGAAAUAUUUCUCAUCUUUACAAAUGCAAACAGUGGCCUGUGUUUUAUGUUCCAUCUUACAGAUGGAUAACCUGAGGGUUAGUAUGAUAUAAUGUAGAUUUAAAGAAAUGUUUUUACAUCAUAAAAUGGCAAGUUUCCAUAAAGCAGUCCAACCCAGAAAUAGUUGAAUUGUUUACUAACAGAACUGGAGAUAUUAAAGAGAUGUCCUGAAACGGCAAA